Molecule: messenger RNA, 720 nt
Organism: Seriola dumerili (greater amberjack)
Lineage: Eukaryota; Metazoa; Chordata; Actinopteri; Carangiformes; Carangidae
Product: membrane protein FAM159A-like
Exons: 3
Coding region: 92-598 (168 amino acids)
Source: RefSeq, a predicted model, not a curated record
UCAGAAGUUGCAGCAAUGGGAAACGGACGGGAUGAGAUUUUAAUGUCCUCACCUCAACCGACUGUGUGUGUGCGGACAGUCUGCGUCUGAUAUGGGUUCGGACUGCGAAAGUUACUACAGCCAAGAAAACGUGUACGUGGAGGGCUUCACGUGUCCGAGAGCAGACAAUGACACCGCGGCACUUUUCUGCUGCGGGUUCAGUGACUUGAAGUACUGUUGUGAUGACCCCAACAGCUUUUUCCCCUACGAAUAUGGAUACAUGUGGUGGUUAAGUCUUGGAGCUCUGGUGGGUCUCUCUGUAGCAGCUGUGGUUCUUCUUGCCUUCAUCAUCACUGUGUGUGUCCUCUGCUACCUCUUCAUCACCACCAAACCCAAAGGUCUGGACAAUGGGCUGCCGCUCCGAGCACCAGGUUCUACACCAAGUCCACAGGGACCAGAGCAGAGUCAUGCCAGCGCACCUGCUGGUCCUCAAGGUUUCAGGAAACACUUCCUGAGGGGGAAGCUGGACUGUGACAACCAGCCCCCAGAUCCUGACCGCCUUUUCCAGCGUUGCUUCAUGGCUACUGUGACGUCUAUUAACGUUGAGGGUCCAGCGUAGACAUGGGGACUAUUUGACUUUUUGACCAGUUACUUUUACUUUGAUUCCUUUAUGCUGGCUGCCUACCUGUUUUCUGCGAUACUAUCCUUCUUCUUCAGAAGGCUACAGGUUGGGCUGAAUGU